AUGGAACAGACACGCGUCGUCAUCGCAGGUGCAGGACCGGUAGGCUUGUUCACAGCCUAUCUCCUCGCCCGUCAAAAGAUUAAGUGCAUCAUCUUGGAGAGACGUCACAGCAUAUCAGAGCACCCGAAAGCCCACACCAUCAACCCGUCGACACUCGAAAUCUUUCGCCAGGCUGGCUUGGAUGUAGCCUACAUUCGACGACAGGCAGCCAACCCAAAAGAUGUCGGACAUGUUCGGCUUGUCUACGGCUUGGCCGAUACUGAGAUUGGCUGCUUCCCCUACGAACGCCAGGGCGACGAGAUGCGCAACUUGACGGCUGAGCCUUUGGUCAACUGGCCGCAGCCGCAGCUAGAGCGGCUGCUUGAGAAGGCUGUACUCGAGACGGGCCUCGCUGAAAUCAGAAGAGGGUGGCAAGUCGACUCCGUCGACAUCACCGAUACAGAGGAAGCUGGCUGUAUCGUCUCAUGCAGCACUUCUACUGGACGAGGAAACGACAUUAGCACCGAGAGACACAGCAUCCAGGCUGAUUUCAUCAUCGGAGCCGACGGCGUCAACUCGACCGUGCGAGCAAAGACAGCCGGCAUCGACUUCCGAUCCAUGGGACCAGGCCACGUCUAUCAGUCCAUCGUCUGCAAAGGCAGUCUUCGCGCCGCGCUUCCGCCGGGUCGCGAGGCCAUGCUCUACUUCUGCUUCCACCCAGAGCACCCCAGCGAGUUCAUCGCACACAACCUCGACGACUCCUUUGUUCACGUCACCCCUGUCAUGGGUCCGUCGUCGGAGGCACCGCCAAUCGAGGCCUGUCUCCCGGGUCUGCAGUACUCGGAGGUCCUCCGUACCAUCUGGGAGACGGCACCGCGCGUGGCAUCAUCGUACAGCGACGCCAAGCACCACGUCUUUCUUGUGGGUGAUGCCGCGCACAGCUUGCCGCCUCAGGGCGGCCUGGGCCUCAACACGGGCAUCGCGGACGCACAUAACCUGGUGUGGAAGCUGUCUUCCGUCAUCUACGGAAAAGGCAGCCAAGACCUUCUCGCCAGCUUCACGCGCGAGCGUAGGCCCGUCGCACUGGCGAAUCUCGAGUACUCGAAGGCUAGCGAGGCAGCGUUCUACUCCGUCAGUACCUCUCUCGUUGGCCUCUCUAUUCAGUUCCAAGAAGCCAAGGCACAAGAAGCUCCGGGAUUGGACCUCGCCAUGGACGCGUUCCUCCAACGCCGCGCCGUUUCCGCUGCAGCGGGCGAAGCUGUCAAGGAGGCGAGUAGACACUUUGACUCGCUUGCACUCCAGCUCGGAUUCAUCUACGAUGACCCGUCCGCUACGAAAGCCUUGCUUGAUGACCCGACGGUCUAUGUGCCGCAAGCGUGUCCCGGGGCAAGGCUGCCGCACGGAAACACGAGAGAGGGGCUGUCUCUGUUGGACCUCGUGCCCUACGAUCGAUUUACCGUGCUGCACUGCGCAAACCCUGCAUUCGCGUCUUGCGACUGGGCUGUUGACGUGUCAGGCCUUGGUUUGCCGAAGAGUUGGUAUGGUGUGGUCCGGGAAAUCAAGGGCGGUAAAGGGAUCGUCGUGAGACCGGAUCACCGAGUGCUAGUGCAUGUAGAUAGUCCGGGGCAAGCGGACGCUGCGAUUGAAGAGUAUCUGAAUCAUGGGAAAGUGUAG
This is a messenger RNA of Colletotrichum paranaense, 1653 nucleotides long. Its product is annotated as FAD binding domain-containing protein. The record is from RefSeq and is a predicted model, not a curated record. Gene Ontology annotation, molecular function: oxidoreductase activity; FAD binding. The transcript has a single exon. NCBI's taxonomy places the organism in Eukaryota, Fungi, Ascomycota, Sordariomycetes, Glomerellales, Glomerellaceae. Bases 1 to 1653 code for a protein of 550 amino acids.